AUGGCCCCCACAAAAGGCGACCACCAAGAGCCAGCCGCUGCCAGGCCGGCUCCAGCAUUCACCUCCAGCUUGCAGGCUGAAGAGGCCGACUUUCCCCGAGGCGGGGGAUCCAGCUUGACCGCCUUCGAGUUCAAGCAGGUCAGAGAAGAGGGCAGGAAGGAAGCCGAAGAAGAGGCAAAGGCGCAGGCUUCCAAAGGCGAGAAGCGAAAGAGGCAGGUCAGCGAGCGACAGACCAAGCGACUGAAGAAGAACGAGGACGCCAAGAAGCGUGAGGAGAGGGACAAGGAAGGAAUCCGUGUCGAGUUGCUCAACUACAAGCGACUGGCGACUGGCACCCGUGUGCUUGCUCGUGUCCACACCAUCCUCCCCCUCCAUCUCAUCUUGUCCCUCCCCAACAACCUUCUCGCCCACGUCCCGAUAACUGAAGUUUCCAACACCCUCACCCAGCUGUUGCGCGCCGAAGAAGAUGCUGCUAUGGAGGACGAGGAGGAAGACGAGUCUGAUGACGAAUCAUCUGCCCCAGACCUGGCUCAGCUCUUUGUCCCCGGUCAAUAUGUCCCUGCCAAAGUGUUGACUCUGUACCCCACCGCCAGUCAAUCGUUCGUUUCACAGUAUCCCGUCACAGAGACUACUCGGCUCGCUGCCCGAGUGGAGCUCACUCUCAUACCCGAAAAGGUCAACUCUGAAGUGGCCAAGAAGGAUCUUGAAAAGGGCUAUCUCUUGACUGGCGAAGUCAAGUCUGAGGAAGACAAGGGAUGGACUGUCGCUAUUGGACUCGACACUGAAGACGGGGGGUCAUCUGUCGAAGGCUUUGUCUCUAAAGACGAUGCCAAGAAAUCCAACAAGACGUUGAUCCCGGGGCAACUUGUCCCUUCCACCAUCUCUUCCAUUGCCGCGGGCGGUCGUCUUGUGCAACUCACUCUCAACCCCACAGAACUUGUCCGCUCGCAAGUCAGCGAAGUCUCUACUGUGGGAUCCUUGGUCCCCGGCCAUCUCGUUACAGCCUUGAUCACCGCCGUUGUUCCCAGUGGCUUGAACGUCAAGGUCGCUGGUUUCUUUGAUGGUACCCUUGACUUUGCCCACCUUCCUCUCGGUGAAGACGAUGUAGAGGAGAAAUACAAGAUUGGCAAAAAGAUCCGAGCCCGAAUUAUCUACGACAACCUCUCCGCCGACCCUCGAUCGUUCUCUCUCUCUGCUCUUCCCCACGUCGUCGACCUCACAAGCCCUACCCAAGAAGGUGACUCGACUCCUCUCGAACUCGCCAUCCCUAUCGGCAAAAUCUACCAGAGCACCAAGGUCACCCGAGUGUUGAACGACUGGGGUGUGAUGGUCAGGACCCAAGACGGCUUGGAAGGUUUCGUCCACAUCAGUCAUCUGGCCGACGAGCGUAUCCCCGUCUUGUCCAAGGCUGUUCCUCAAUUCAAGCCUGGUACUCUUCACCGCGCUCGAGUCAUCGGCCACUCUCCCUUGGACGGUGUUUUGCUCUUGUCUUUCGAGCAAUCUGUGCUGUCCCAGACGUUCAUGCAGGUCACCGAGCUCAAGAUUGGCCAGCAGCUGAAGGGUGUCAUCCGAAAGUUGACCGACACCAUGUUGUUUGUCAACAUUCACGGCAACGUCGAUGGUAUCGUGCAGCCCAACCACUAUGCCGAUAUCAAGCUCAAGCAUCCCGCAAAGCGAUUCCGACCUGAUGCUUCUGUCAAGGCUCGUGUCUGGUCCGUUGACCCUAUCCGCAACAGGGUAGUCUUGACGCUCAAGAAGACCUUUAUUGAAUCCGACGCUACCAUUCCCCAGUCCUUUGAAGACUUCAAGGUCGGCCUUGUGACCCUGGGUUCUGUUCUCAAGAUCGUCGACAAGGGUAUCGUGGUCGAGCUCUUUGGCGGCCUCAAGGCCUUCAUGCCUCACUCCGAGUGUAGCCAAACCUUUGUCAAGAAUCUGAAUGAGGCUUUCCACGUCGGCAAGCCCCUCUCCAUCCGUGUGAUCGAAGCCGACCCUGAGACUGCCCGACUCGUCGUUUCCGCCAAGCAAGCCUCCGCUUCAGCCCCCGCCACCGCUGCCGAGAAGCUUGAAGUUGGUGAGGCUGUCACCGGCGUCGUGUCUCAGGUGCACGCUGAACAGGUCGUUGUCAAGCUUGACGGAAGCGGCUUGACCGCUUUGCUGUCUUUGAGCAACUUGUCCAACCAGAAGCGAAUGGGCAUCGAAGAAUUGAGGGAGAGCUUGAAGGCUGGCGACAAGAUUGAGGACCUCGUCAUCGUUUCCAAGAACCCGGUGUCUGGUUUGAUCAUUGUCAACAUCAAGAAGACUCCCUCUGCAAAGAAGACCAAGACGAAGGAAGAGAAGGCCGCGUCCGGUAUCUCUGCCAACGUCAAGGCUAUCGACUCUAUCGAGUUGGGACAAAUCCUGGAGGGCACAGUGUCUGACCACACUCCUAACGGCUGGAUGGUCAAGAUCUCUCACUCUAUUCGAGGUCGUGUCCACCCUUGUGACGCUGCGGAUGACCUUUCUCUUGUGACUGCUCAAAAGCCCCUCUCUGUGGGCAAGCAUGUCAAGUGCUACGUCCUCAAGGUUGAUGCCUCCAAGCGUGCUAUCGACCUUUCCACCAGACCCUCUAGGGUUGAAGGCAAGGAAGAUGUUGUUGACAAGGAGAUCAGCACCGUCGGCGACUUGAAGGAGGGUAGCACUGUGAGGGGUCUGGUGAAGAACAUUGCCGGAUCCGGUGUCUUUGUGUCUUUGGGCAGGAACGUCACUGCCCGAAUCAUGAUCAAGGAGCUCUUUGACGAAUAUGUCAAGGACUGGCAAUCUCGAUUCGAGGUCGGCCAGCUCGUCUCUGGAAAGAUCGUUUCCAUCAACUCCAACACCAAUUCUAUCGAAUUGUCUCUCCGAAAGAGCCCCACGCGUGCCGCCAAGAAGACUGCCCUCCUCUCCCUCUCAGACUUUACCGAAGGCCAAAAGGUUGUCGCCAGUGUCAAGAAGGUCGAGGCCUACGGCAUGUUCCUCAAGAUCGAUGGAUCCAAUGUCUCUGGUCUUUGCCACAAGAGCGAGAUCACCGACAACAAAAAGGCCGAUGUCGCGCAAGCUUUGAAGGGAUUCAGAGAGGGCGACCAGGUCAAGGCAAAGAUCACCAGCAUCGACAUUGAGAAGAACAAGAUCAGCUUUGGUAUCAAGGCCAGCUACUUUGGCGAAGACUUUGAGGGUGGUGAAGAUGACGAGGAAGAGGAGGAAGCCGAUAACGAUGUGGAGAUGGAGAGUGGAGAUGAGCUGCAACUCGACCAAGAUGAGAGUGAGGCCGGUGAGGACGACGAAGAUGAGGAAGAAGACAGUGAGGCUGAGGCACAGGAUGAUGCCGAGGACGAUGAUGACGAAGAAGAAGACGACGACGACGAAGAGCUGCAACCCGAGGCGUCCACUUCUGCCCCCAAGACUGCUCUCAACGUGGCGUCUUUCGACUGGACCGGUGAUGCCCCCGAGGCUGGCCCCUCAGACUCCGAGUCGGAUUCCGAUGACGAAACCUCUGCUCCUACAAAGGGCAAGGGUAAGAAUGUUGACCUCACUGCCACCGCCCCCUCUGAUCGCCCAUCAUCUACCGCCGAGUAUGAGCGUGCUCUUCUCGCCUCUCCCAACUCCUCCUUCCUCUGGAUCCAGUACAUGUCUUUCUACCUUCAACUCCAUGAAAUAGAAAAGGCCAGGAAGAUCGGUCGACAGGCGUUGGAGAAGAUCUCUUACAGAGAAGAAGAGGAAAAGUUGAACGUCUGGAUGGCCUUGAUCAAUUUGGAGAUUGGUUUCGGAACCAUGAGCAGCGCCGAGAAGCUGUUUGAGGAAGCCAGCCAGUACAACGACAAGAGGACUGUUUUCAUGAGAUACGCGGAUGCUCUCCAAGCUGCUGGCAAAGAAGAUGCUGUAGAAGAAGUGUUCAAGAAGAUUGUGAAGAAGUUUUCAGCUUAUCCUGAAUCUUGGACACGAUUUGCCGAAUUCUAUCUUCUUAAGGGUGAUGCCGACGGUGCCCGAGCCCUUCUGCCGAGAAGUUUGAAGUCUCUUGACAAGUCGAAACAUGUCGAAACUAUCGAAAAGAUGGCUCUUCUCGAGUUCAAGCACGGUGACGCCGAGCGUGCCAAGACCCUUUUCGAGGGCCUUGUCGACCGGCUGCCUAAGCGACUUGACCUUUGGGGUGUCUACAUUGACCAGCUCGGCAAGGGUGGAGAUAUCCAGGGUGUGCGAGGGUUGUUUGACCGAGCGCUGAACCAGAAAUUAACGAGCAAGAAGGCCAAGUUCUUGUUCAAGAAGUGGUUGAGUCUCGAGUCUAGAAUAGGCGAUGCUCCUGGACAGGAGAAGGCCAAGCUGAGAGCGAAGGAAUGGGUCGAGGCCAAUUCAAAGCCCGUUACCGGUGGGGACGAGGAGAGUGGAAGCGACGAAGAGGAAGAGUAG
This is a messenger RNA of Cryptococcus wingfieldii CBS 7118, 4419 nucleotides long. RefSeq names its product rRNA biogenesis protein RRP5. Gene Ontology annotation, biological process: rRNA processing. The transcript has 7 exons. The coding region runs from base 1 to 4419 and encodes 1472 amino acids. Gene Ontology annotation, cellular component: nucleolus; small-subunit processome. Lineage: Eukaryota; Fungi; Basidiomycota; Tremellomycetes; Tremellales; Cryptococcaceae. The record is from RefSeq and is a predicted model, not a curated record. Gene Ontology annotation, molecular function: RNA binding; protein binding.